AAAAAACACAAAUAAACGUAUCAAAUGUUUCUUAAUUCUGAAAGCGGGAUAACCAAAAUCAAAAUGGCCAGAGAAGAGCGCUGGUGCGUCGUCACCGGCGGCCGAGGUUUCGCGGCGAGGCACUUGGUCAUCAUGCUCAUCAAAUACGGGAUGUUUUCCGUCCGCAUUGCUGAUUUGGGGCCUACCAUCAAGCUGGAUCCAGACGAGGAGGAUGGCGACCUUGGCCAAGCCCUAAAGUCUGGCGGCGCGGGUUACGUGUCAGUGGAUCUGCGAGACAAAUCGCAGGUGCUCCAAGCUUUCCAAGGAGCUGAGGUAGUAUUUCACAUGGCUGCUCCUGAUUCCUCCAUCAAUAACUACCAACUACAUCAUUCUGUCAAUGUCCAAGGAACCAAGAAUGUCAUUGAUGCAUGUGUUGAGCUGAAAGUGAAACGACUUAUAUAUACAAGCUCCCCAAGUGUAGUAUUUGAUGGCGUUCAUGGGAUAUAUAAUGGAGAUGAAUCAUUACCUUACCCUACUAAGCACAAUGAUUCGUACUCUGCCACUAAAGCAGAAGGAGAGACCCUUGUCAUCAGUUCAAAUGGUUCAAAUGGGCUUUUAACAUGCUGCAUUCGACCUAGCAGCAUUUUUGGUCCCGGUGAUAAGUUACUUGUUCCAUCUUUGGUUGCAGCAGCAAGGGCUGGGAAAUCAAAGUUCAUUAUUGGGGAUGGAAAGAACAUGUAUGAUUUUACUUAUGUGGAGAAUGUGGCACAUGCUCAUGUAUGUGCUGAACGGGCUUUGGCAUCAGAAGCAGCAGAAAGAGCAUCUGGACAGGCAUACUUCAUUACCAAUAUGGAACCAAUUAGAUUUUGGGAGUUUAUGUCUCUGAUUCUUGAAGGUUUGGGUUAUGAAAGGCCAAAACUUAAGAUUCCUGCCUUGGUAAUGAUGCCCAUUGCACAUAUGGUAGAGUUGAUCUAUAAAAUCUUCGCCCCCUUCGGAAUGAAGGUGCCACAGUUAACACCUUCAAGAAUCAGGCUUCUCUCUGUUACCAGAACUUUUAAUUCUUCUAAAGCAGUUGAUCGACUUGGCUACCGGCCGAUUGUAACUCUCCAGGAUGGCCUUCAAAGAACUAUUGAAGCAUACCCACACUUACGAGGAGAUGCUCAUAGUAAAAUUGGGAGUCAUAAAGGUAACCUACUCUGGAGGUACAAGAUGCUGGCAUUCACUUUAGUAUUGCUCGUGGCUUCAUUUUACCAUAGUUUUGCCGAAAAUGGUUCCAUCACCUUCACUAUGGUUUCCAAGAUUCUGCUUGGAGUUUCCAUUAUCCUCUUCAUCCAUGGCAGACUAACACUUAAAACAUGAACCGCAGGUCAUUUUUAUCCACAGGUGAGCCUGAGGUUAUGACUUUCUUAGAAAAAAAAUUUAGAAUAUGUGUGAUGACGCUACUGAACCAAUUUUUAUUCAGUUGUUCUUAAUGUCUUCAUCAUUUAGUUUCCCAGUUUCUUAUUAAUGUCUUUAGUUCUCUCUAUGUUGCCAAUAUGAAAUAUGUGCAAAUAAUUAUAAUAUAAGUUAGAUUUACUAGCAAAAAUUUCAAG
Messenger RNA from Andrographis paniculata, 1571 nucleotides. RefSeq names its product 3beta-hydroxysteroid-dehydrogenase/decarboxylase-like. Bases 25 to 1338 code for a protein of 437 amino acids. The transcript is spliced from 10 exons. The record is from RefSeq and is a predicted model, not a curated record. Gene Ontology annotation, molecular function: 3-beta-hydroxy-Delta5-steroid dehydrogenase (NAD+) activity. Lineage: Eukaryota; Viridiplantae; Streptophyta; Magnoliopsida; Lamiales; Acanthaceae. Gene Ontology annotation, biological process: steroid biosynthetic process.